AUGACGAACGAGUGGUCGUCCGACCUGUCCACGCUGCCAGGACUCUCUGCCGAGUACAUUGAUGGGUACUACGCCUUGAAAACUGGCUCGGACCGUCACCGCCGGCGUAGCUACAAGUUUUCGACAGAGUCGUAUGUGAGUCUUCCAACGUUGAAGACGAAGCGGGUUGCAAGCGCAUUUGGUCCUGUUGUUGCUGUGCGGUGUGCCUGCUUUCGCAGUCGCAAGAAGACUGCGGACCCUUACAUUGUCAACUUAACACUCACAAUCGACAGUCGCCUUUCUCAAGCCAGCUGCACUUGCACAGCAGGAGCUUCUGGUCACUGCAAUCACUUAAUGGCAGUUCUCAGGCAGAUUCUGUUGUUACAAAGCCUGGGGUACAAGGAGCCACCAGAAGAACUAGCCCCAACAGAGUUACCACAGCAGUGGCGACGGCCAAGGAAGGCCAUGGCGCCUGAAAACAUUAUGGAUGUAAACUGGCGCCGAGUUGGCGAAGGACGACCACUGACACCCAGGCAGUGCACAAUCAGACAGUUUGUACACAACCACAUUGCACAUGAGAAGCAAGUAGAAGCAUCAGUAUCCAUGGCCAAAGCCCUGGAACAGACCCAUGGGUGCUGGUCGGCUAUCCUGGCUGAAGCCCCUUCUUGCCAUGUUAUCGAGACACAGAGUGGACCAUCAUUUGUGGGUUCGGCCAAGGCUGUGCAAAUGCCUUCCUUGCCAUCUGGAUUUGAAUGCUUGGUGCCAUGGAAAGCUACCAGGCCUGUAGAAGUGUCAUCCUGUGCUCCACCUUACAAGUUCUUUCCUGAUGAGUCAAGCUGGUGUCCAGUUCAAGAAUUGGAUCAUAACGAAAUCUUAGAGGGACUGAAAGUCUCGACUGAAGAUGCCAGCAUGCUGGAACUGAACACCCGGCAGCAGGCACGGAGCCAAACGUGGCGGUCUGCACGCACAAGUAGACUGACAGCGUCAAGGUUCGGGGCUGUUUUAGCCAGGAAGCAGCAAUGGACAGAGCGUGGCAUUCUGAACAUCAUGCGACCGAAAAGCUUUUCAAAUGCCAUAGUAAGGCAUGGAACCGUUAACGAACCACGUGCUGUACAACGAUAUGUUCAAGUGAUGGAACACCUCGGCCACAACGUGAUUGUCCAUACAUGUGGUCUCAUGGUGCGGCCUGGUUGCCCAUGGCUAGGUGCCACACCUGACCGUGUCGUUUACGAUGCCCAGGAGGACCCACCGUUUGGACUUGUAGAGGUUAAAUGCCCCUGGAACAAAAAGUCAUGCUCAAUGGAUGAAGCACUGGCGUCGCCUGACUUCUACAUUGAACUCUUGGACGAUGUGCCACAGCUAAAGGCAUCCAGCGGAUACUACUGUCAGGUAAUGGGUCAGAUGUAUUGUUCAGGCCUGCAGUGGACACACUUCGUGGUUUACACUGACAACUGGAUUAUUGUCUGUAAGGUUCAAUAUGUGGAAUCUGUGUGGAUGACCAUGAAAGCUAGGCUUGAUGACUUCUACUUCAGUAAUGCCUUGCCAGUGUUAUCACAACUGGUGCAAGAAUGA
This is a messenger RNA of Ornithodoros turicata, 1551 nucleotides long. RefSeq lists its product as uncharacterized. Gene Ontology annotation, molecular function: zinc ion binding. The record is from RefSeq and is a predicted model, not a curated record. The transcript is spliced from 4 exons. The coding region runs from base 1 to 1551 and encodes 516 amino acids. NCBI's taxonomy places the organism in Eukaryota, Metazoa, Arthropoda, Arachnida, Ixodida, Argasidae.